Molecule: messenger RNA, 534 nt
Organism: Hydatigera taeniaeformis
Lineage: Eukaryota; Metazoa; Platyhelminthes; Cestoda; Cyclophyllidea; Taeniidae
Source: the annotation of a GenBank genome assembly
AUGGUUCCCUAUCGCGUCGUCGUAUGUCGUGAAGGCUUUUCAAACCAAACAGGAAAUAGAUUGUUCUCAGCUGCUUGUUCCAUCACACUAGUUUACGGAGCGUUGAACAUUUUAUUCGACCCUGGUGGUCCUUGGGAUUUGGAACUGGUUUUAUCCGCCCUAGCUAAAUACGGUCUUAAACCCGAAGAUAUCAACUAUGUUGUCUGCUCCCAUGGGCACGUAGACCAUAUUGGAAGCCUGAACCAAUUCCCAUACGCGACCAUUAUUGUUGGAACAGAAGUUCGUGUAACGCACACUCCUGGACACACGGCCAAUGACGUUUCUUUAGUAGUCGAGGGGGUGCCUGAGUUGGGCACCGUCGUUGCAAGUGGAGAUAUUUUUGAAAACCACUAUGAUCAGGAGAACCCCAAACUAUGGAAGGAAAAUAGUUUGAAGCCCGAAUUGCAAGAGCGUAGCCGACGUCUAAUCGCAUCUUUUGCGAACUAUAUUAUUCCGGGCCAUGGCCCGAUGUUUAAAGCACGCCCAAUUUGUUGA